Lactuca sativa (garden lettuce) is the source of this 1440-nucleotide messenger RNA. RefSeq lists its product as uncharacterized. Lineage: Eukaryota; Viridiplantae; Streptophyta; Magnoliopsida; Asterales; Asteraceae. The record is from RefSeq and is a predicted model, not a curated record. Gene Ontology annotation, biological process: DNA integration. Gene Ontology annotation, molecular function: zinc ion binding; nucleic acid binding.
AUGGACAUCACAUGGCAAAUUGUCAUGGAAAUAUUUAGGGCAAAACAGUUUGCCAAAAAGACAGGGAAGAAUAAUUGGGGAAUGAGCGUUGAUAAGAAGGUUGGAUUCAACAAGGGAAAGCUUCGGUGCUUCAAUUGCAAUGAGCCAAGGCAUUUUGCUCGUGAUUACCCACAUCCUGAUAGAAGGGCUAAUAAUGACAGAACGAUGGUAAGAGAUGAUGCUCCAGCAGGGAUUGUAGCAGCUGAAGACAGUGUGAUGGAGCUACAGUUUGCUUUGAUGAUUCACGUGGGUCUUCUUUCUAUCCAACAAAGUGGCGUUUUUGAAUUGAUCAAGAAGUUCAUAGUAUUAGUUGAGAACCAGACCAACAAUUGGGUGAAGGCGCUUUGUACCGAUAACAGGACAGAGUUUAAGAAUUCUGUUCUCGAUCAUAUCUGUGAGGAAAAGGGUAUUUUGCGUCAAUUUAGUUCGGCUUAUACACCUCAACAAAAUGGUGUUGCUGAAAGACGGAACAUAACGCUAAAAGACGUUGCAAGAACAAUGCUAUGUGAUUCAAAGCUACCAGUUUUCUUCUGGGCUGAGGCAAUAAACACUGCCUGUUAUGUUCAGAAUCAAAGUAUCUCUGAAGAUGAAGACGAAGAAGUUGUGUACAAACCUGUAUCUAAAUCCUCUGCUUCAUCGAAAGGGAAAUCUAAAGCUUCACUUGAGGGAGAAUCCUCUGGUUCGCAUAAGGGAGGAUCUCCUGCUACAUCUGAGGGGGAGCCAUCUGCUACACCUGAGGGGGAGUCUUCUACAACAUCUUCGGGAGAGUCCUCUGCUACUCCUCAAGGGAGGCCGUUCUUGGAACAUGAUAGUCCUCAAUCAGUCCAUACUGAUUCUUCUUAUGCUGAAACGACACCUCACAUAUCUACAGAGAAAGAGUUCAUUCCAAAUGAUGCUUCCGCUGUCUCUUCAACCUUUAUGCAAUUACUCUUUCCUGAUCUUAUUGCAGAUGAGUAUGUCGCAGAACCAUCUGGUGCUGCUCAACCAGCAAAUGAAGGAGCUCCUAGAGCAUGGUAUGCGACCCUAACAAAGCAUUUACUCGAACAUGGUUACUCUCGCGGCACUAUCGAUCAAACCUUGUUCAUAAAUCACGUCGACAAGGACCAGAUACUCGUACAAAUAUACGUCGACGACAUCAUCUUUGGAUCGACCAGUCAACAGCUUUGCAAGGAGUUCGAAGGUGUAAUGAAGAAACGAUUCGACAUGAGUUCUUUGGGAGAAAUGACCAUGUUUUUGGGACUUCAGGUUAAACAAAUUUCAACCGGAAUCCUGUUACAUCAAGCCAAGUAUGUGGAGGAUAUUCUUGAGAAGUUCGCGUUUCAUGAUGCUAAACGUGCGUCAACACCGAUGGCUGAACGACCUCUUUUGACUCCAGAUCCUGAAGGCGAAUCUGUAGAUUAA